Racocetra persica is the source of this 320-nucleotide messenger RNA. Lineage: Eukaryota; Fungi; Glomeromycota; Glomeromycetes; Diversisporales; Gigasporaceae. The record is from the annotation of a GenBank genome assembly.
CGGAUGGCCAUUGUGAUGAAGAUGACCAAAAUUAUAGCGAUAUACAUAUACCACACUUAUUUAGAUUGAGAGGUUCUGUUAUCCCAAAUGUUAUAUAUCAGACCUUAGUUGUUACCGCUUUCUCAGCCGCCGUGACGGCGGUAUAUAUGAAAACGGAUAUCAAACCUGGCAUUCCGCAAACAUUCAUUCCAGUGCUUGGUUUCGUCGUGGGUCUCUUACUUACCUACAGAACAAAUACUGCUUACGAUAGGUAUUGGGAAGGUCGUAUAACGUGGUCAUCAAUGGUGACUGCGAUUCGAAAUUUAACACGAUACAUUUGG